AUGUUCACCUCCGCACUCAAGUCUUUCAGCUCCAAUAUCUCCGCCAAUUACCAGAUCACACCCCACCCUACGAUCUACUCGGGCCCCUGGAAAGUUCACGAUGCCAAGAAGAAGUCGACGGGGACCGCGGCUUCGGUCUUUAUCUUUGAUCGCAAGAUUCUCGAGCCACGAUCAGGCGGAUUCGGCUCUCGGGCAGGAUCCUCCACUAAAAAACUACAAGAAGAUGUGAUUGAACGACUUAAGCGCGAGGCGAGCAGUCUAGCUCGACUACGACAUCCUUCGAUUCUACAGGUACUGGAACCGGUGGAAGAAACACGUAGCGGUGGUCUUAUGUUCGCAACAGAACCGCUCACUGCAUCGCUUUCUGGUCUGCUAUCAGAGAAAAGUGGCCAAGAGAGCGCGCAGAGCGGGGGUGCCCGAUCCAGUCGAUAUGCGGUUGAAGAGGCAGAUGGGAGUCGGAGAAGGCGAGACGUGGAAAUUGAUGAGCUGGAGAUCCAAAAGGGUCUUUUGCAGGUAGCCAAGGGCUUAGAGUUCCUCCAUGAAUCUGCAGGCCUAGUUCAUGGUAAUCUCAACCCGGAUGCUAUUUACAUCAAUGCCAAAUCUGACUGGAAGAUCUCUGGCUUGGGGUUUGCAGGCCCACCGGACUCCUCAGAGACCAAGUCUACUCUCCCACCAUUGGCUGUAUCAGAGGUUCUCUACCAGGACCCAAGACUUCCGUCUUCAGUUCAACUGAAUAUGGAUUACACCUCUCCUGAUUUUGCUAUGGACUCCAACGUCUCGUCUUCUGCGGACUUGUUCUCCCUGGGUCUCAUUAUCAUUGCACUCUAUAACUCACCACACGUCUCACCGAUACAGGCACAUGCCAAUGCCUCGACUUACAAGAAGCUCUUAAGCUCUUCAUCUACCACCCCAUCACAAAGCAACAACUUCCUUUGCUCAAACCCUAUUCCCCGAGAUGUUCUAUCUCAUGUUUUGCCCCGACUGAUCACGCGGAGACCUGCCCAACGCAUGAAUGUGCGCGAGUUCCAAGAAUCCCAAUAUUUUGAUAACGUCCUUGUAUCCACGAUCCGAUUUUUAGAGUCCUUGCCAGCAAAGAACUCGAAUGAAAAGUCACAAUUCUUACGUGGGCUUCAACGGGUGCUUCCCGAAUUUCCUGUCUCGGUUCUGGAAAGGAAAUUACUGGGCGCACUCUUGGAUGAAAUGAAGGAUCGGGAACUUCUCCCUCUAAUCCUACAGAAUGUAUUUGGAAUUCUCCAGCGAAUUCCUAAUGGACGGCGCACUUUCCCUGAAAAGGUCAUUCCUCGCUUGAAAGAAGUAUUUGGAACGAUGACAUCGGCACCAUCAAAGGCGGCACCCGCCGAGCGUGAUUCGAAGAAGGAGGCCGGUCUGAUGGUAGUGUUGGAAAAUAUGAAGCUGGUGGCGGAAAAUUGCUCUGGGAUGGAAUUCAAAGAUGAUAUUCUGCCAUUGAUACGACUUGGACUCGACUCACCAACACACUCUCUGGUGGAUGCUGCCAUAAAAACUUUGCCUGCGUUUCUUCCUGUUCUCGACUUCAGUACAGUGAAGAAUGAAGUGUUCCCUCCGAUCGCCACUACUUUCAGCCGCACCAGUAGCCUGGCAAUUAAGGUCCGUAGCCUGGAAGCAUUCUGCGUGCUUUGUGGAGGGUCUGCUGGUGAGGCUACUAUUGAAAAUGAUUUGUCUGGCACAGUACAGACACCAAAGACCACCAAGUCCUCUAUCUUGGACAAAUACACUAUUCAAGAGAAACUUGUCCCAUCACUAAAGGCGAUCAAGACGAAAGAACCUUCAGUCAUGAUGGCCGCACUGAAGGUGUUCCGAGAAGUUGGGAAGAUAGUUGACACUGACUUCCUUGCCCUUGAGCUGCUUCCUGUUCUCUGGAGCUUCAGCUUGGGCCCUCUUCUAAAUCUUCAACAAUUUAAUGAAUUUAUGACUCUGAUUAAGUCUUUGUCAACCAAAAUUGAGAAGGAGCAGACAAGAAAGUUGCAGGAGCUUUCUUCUGGCGGUGACUCUGGCGGUUUCCAAAAUGGAACGAAUGGAUUCUCCAAGUCGGCGACAGAUCUUACAACAUCGGAUACAGACAAUGCAAGGACUAACUUUGAGCGGCUUGUGCUUGGAAAAAGUGCGGCCCCUGCUGCUGGCAACGACAUGGAUAUGUGGGGUAACAUGGAAUCAGAGCCAGCUGCGUCCAAGCGACCCAGCAUCUCGCCCGCAUUUUCGUGGUCUACAAACAAUGGCACGGCACCAAAAUCAGCGAGCUCAUCUGUUCAACAGAACUUCCGUUCUAUCACUCCGGAUCAGAAGCUGAGUUCAUUUCCGUCUCUCCAGCCUGCAAGGCAACCAUCGCCUGCAGCGGUGGCACCAUCUUUCACAACCAUGCAGCCUCUACAACCUACUUCCACAUGGGGCUCUCAACCUCAAGGAGGCUUUCAAACAAGUCCAUCAUUAUCAUCCCUUUCAAAUAUGGCUACCGCUACCACCGGCUCUCUAGCACCCAGAGUGACAUCUCAGCAGACGCCAAAUUACUCUUCCUUUUCGAUCCCACCCCCACCUGGAGGCAUGGCCUCAAACACCACCAUGAGAUCCCCGUUGAACAUGAAUAUCACGCCCAUGUCUUUCUCAAAUCAGCCCUAUGUUCAGCCUCAGCCAUCAUCACAGAAGCAAGGACUGGAUAAAUAUGAGAGCUUACUAUGA
Molecule: messenger RNA, 2712 nt
Organism: Penicillium malachiteum
Lineage: Eukaryota; Fungi; Ascomycota; Eurotiomycetes; Eurotiales; Aspergillaceae
Product: putative protein kinase Scy1
Exons: 2
Coding region: 1-2712 (903 amino acids)
Biological process (GO): protein phosphorylation
Molecular function (GO): protein kinase activity; ATP binding
Source: RefSeq, a predicted model, not a curated record